Messenger RNA from Oppia nitens, 761 nucleotides. RefSeq lists its product as uncharacterized. The transcript is spliced from 2 exons. NCBI's taxonomy places the organism in Eukaryota, Metazoa, Arthropoda, Arachnida, Sarcoptiformes, Oppiidae. The record is from RefSeq and is a predicted model, not a curated record. The coding region runs from base 47 to 646 and encodes 199 amino acids.
UUUUAACCAUUUUUUCAAUAAGUGUUUUUAGUAAUUAAAUAACAAAAUGAUUUUUAAUUUUUUAACUAAUAAACUAUUAAUUAUAUAUUUUAUUUGUAAUAUAUUGUUGAUAGUUAACUGUAAUAAUGAUGAUGACGAUGAUAUUGAAUUUACCGGUCCCACUACAGACAAGGGAAAGUGGUUUGAGAGCCGAUGGAACCGCUGGAAAGCCCUGUCGGCAGAACAGAAACAAAACGUGUCGGUAGUCGUAGACAUAUGUGGAGCCUAUGACCUUGGCUUUCAUUGUACCAAAUUUAUUGGUCAGUCGGGUCGAGAAGGGACCAAUUGUGAUCACUAUUGUUGCGCACAGGGAUACAUAAGCGGCUAUUGUGAUAACGAAUUGUCGAUCAAUAUGGAUGUCAUACGUCCCUUACAACGGGGCAAACAUACGACCAAUAAUGUGGUGUUUGGGGCCGUCUGUCGGUGCAGUAAUGACUGGAAAGACGUUUCUUGUAAAUCGGAUGACGGAAUCUUUGGCAUUGAAUGUCCCAAUGUUUUGGGUACAUGUGAUCGACAUUGUUGUCGAAAACGGUAUGAUUAUGGCCGAUGUGAGGGCAGGUUUGGCCUACAAUGCAAUUGUUAUAAUAAAACUAGAGAUCAUUUAUAAUAUUUUAUGAAAAAUUGUUUGUAUUCAGGACUUUACUUUAGUAUGCAUUUAGCAAACAAAUAAAUAAUUAUUUUAUAAAAACAAAUAUAACAAUAAUGUUGUUUGGCUUAUCAAU